Molecule: messenger RNA, 2349 nt
Organism: Lampris incognitus (smalleye Pacific opah)
Lineage: Eukaryota; Metazoa; Chordata; Actinopteri; Lampriformes; Lampridae
Product: tRNA N(3)-methylcytidine methyltransferase METTL6-like
Exons: 5
Coding region: 116-1003 (295 amino acids)
Source: RefSeq, a predicted model, not a curated record
UGACAAAAUUGGGUAGUUCGAGACAGUUUCGAAUUGUGGAUGGAAGACAGCAGGGCACAGGGCACAGGAUAGUCUUUGGGGAUCCAGCUGCUCUUUGGGCAAAACCAGGUUCGCUAUGGCAUCAGCGAAAGAUCAGGACGUCGGGACUGAUGAAGCGAAAGUCGAAAUGUCUCCAUGCAUCCCUGGACAAACCAAAACCACCACCGCGAGAACUUUGACCCAGCAGGAGUUGGAGAAACUCUCAAGUGACCGAAUUCUGGUGUCCGACUUUAAGCAGAUGAAGUUGGAAAAGGACGCACAGAAAAACUGGGAUCUGUUCUAUAAAAGAAACGCCACGAAUUUCUUCAAGGACAGACACUGGACAACUAGGGAGUUUGAGGAGCUCAAGGCAUGCCGAGAGUUCGAGUCCCAGAGGCUGGUGUUGCUGGAGGCUGGCUGUGGGGUAGGAAACUGUAUCUUCCCUCUCCUGGAGGAGGACCUCAACAUCUUUGUUUACGCCUGUGACUUCUCACCCCGAGCUGUGGACUUUGUCAAACAAAACCCUCUAUACUGCCCUGAGCGCUGCAGUGCCUUCCAGUGUGACCUGACCAGAGAUGACUUGAAGGAAAACAUUGUGGAGGGCAGCGUGGAUGUUGUCACGCUAAUCUUCGUCCUGUCAGCCAUCCACCCUGACAAGAUGAGUCAGGUCCUGGAGAACAUUUUCAGGGUGCUGAAGCCAGGAGGCAUCAUCCUGUUCAGAGACUAUGGUCUGUAUGACCAUGCCAUGGUCCGAUUUAAACUUGGCAGCAAACUGGGGGAAAACUUCUAUGUUCGUCAAGAUGGUACCAGGUCAUACUUCUUCUCCAAAGAGCUCCUGGCUGAGCUGUUUGAGGGGGCUGGCUUUCACUCAGUGGCUAAUGACUAUGUCCUCAGAGAGACGGUCAAUAAGAAGGAGGGGCUGUGUGUGCCCAGGGUGUUCCUGCAGAGCAAAUUCGCCAAGCCUGGCUUAUCACAGAAAUGCUGAUGUCACUCAGCCCACCUCCCAUGUUUGCGACACUAGAUAAGUCACCAUAAGACUGAAACAACUCACUGAAAUCAGACUGUGGAAGAUGAAGUAAUGGAUUCAAUGGGGCUGGGUAGUCCACGGCCCUCCCCGGAUCAGCACGGGGUGGAGCAACAACCAGGAUGGCUCGAAAGAGUACAGAGUACUACAGAGUAGAAGGGUAAUUGGCCGGAUGCAAUUAGGAAGAAAAAAAGGAGGGGGUAGGGGAGCUGGGAAAAAUUGAGCUAUUUUCCUCCCCCUGCAAAAUUCCUGUCAUGGUGCUCUUGAGCAAGGCACCUAACCGAAUGCUGCAGUGCAGCUGUUCAAUGGGCAACAGGAGGAGAUUUGAUUGCUCUCUGGUGUGAAUCUGUUUAAUGAAUGAAUAUUGGGGUAGGUGGGAGGUGCUGUUCAGUAUUAGUUAUUGUUACCAAAACCAGGUUCAGUGUAUUUGUCUGCAAAGAUCUGUUUAAGCAAGCUAUCACCCCUAGAAACUUUCGUUUCUUUGCGUUCAUGAGAUCCAUGUAGGAUCUUCGUCCAAUCAACAAGCAGCUCCCUGAGGUUUCCUCAAAUUUGUCCUCUCUCUGCUAAAUUUAGACUGACACUAAAAAUGGGUGUUACCUCUGGUCUUGCUGUGACAUCUAGAAAUUUCACAUAAACACAAACGGUUUAGCCACAGCAGAAAGCAUUCCAGGUCUUUCACACCGUGUCCUGUCAGUAUUGGGAGAGGCCUUAGAGCCAGUAGGUAUGAGAAUGAGUUCCUGAAGACAAUGCAUCCCUUUUGGUCAACACUCAUUGCCUCAUUAAGGGUGUCCCACCAGGCUAAGGCCUGUACCAUGUGCUCAGGACAUUGCAAAUUUGCCUCCCUCUCAUAUUGUGUCACAUUUCGUUGUCCCUGGGAUGCUGUAGCAGUGGGAGAGAUUGUCCUUCGAUCAGGUCACCCAAGGGGUCAUGCUUUGUUUUGGUGAGCAUUGCCACUGCUGGACUCUCCCCAAGUAAGACACUGAACAUCUAUUUGAUCCAAGGAUGCUGUUGUAUCACUAAUCCUGAUCUCGAACCUCCCUGUGGAGGGAGCAAGGACAUACAAUUACUUUUCAUUGUUCAAUUGAGUAUUAUUAUGUUUUGCUAUUAUAUGAUUUUUUUCACAUGAUGUACCUUUGGAGGGAUUCUUUAAAAGGCUUGCAUUUUAAGAUUAUAAUAUUUUUUGUGUAUGUCUUUUAAAUAUUUCUUUACUUCACUUUAUAACUUGGAUCAAAAAAAAAACAGCUGCUGAAAAUCCAAUGUUUAACCAAGCAGAUAUUUUGUUGUUGUUGUUUUUUUUAUUAGUUUGA